UGUUCAAUUAAUUGAUGCCAAUGGCGACUGCAAUAUCAUGAAGGAAAAGAAGCGGGCCGAGUUUCUGUAGGAUAUAUUUUUAUGCAAUGAUAGAAUAUUCUUCAGUCGAUAAAAUUGACCAAAGGGAUAACACGUAGAUUUAAUAAUCUGUGCAAAAUUUACGACUAUGAAAAUGAAGAUACUGAUAUCGGUUUGGUAUUUAUUUACAAGCUGUCUGCUUAUAGUAUACGGAAAGAAGAAGAUCUAUAUACCAGAUGAACAGAGAGUAUUUGAAAAAAUUAUGACUGGAUAUGAGAAUUCUGUUCGUCCAGUUAUCAACUCCAGUCAUGUUCUAGUUGUCAAGUUUGCUUUGAGAUUAAAUCAAAUUGUUGGUUUGGAUGAGCGUCAUCAAGUUUUAACAACUAAUGUGUUUAUUGAUCAGGAAUGGGUGGAUGAGAAUUUAAUCUGGGAUCCGGAAGAAUAUAAUAAUAUACAAUCACUACGUGUUCCUACUAAAAGUAUUUGGCUUCCAGACACUUUUAUCUACAACAAUGUGGAUGAUGGGUCAACUGGUUUUAUGCAAGGAUCAUAUGUUCUUAUCCAUUCUGAUGGCACUGUAUUAUGGCCGGUUCCUGUAAAACUGAAAAGUUCUUGUAAAGUCGAUAUUACAUUCUUCCCAUUUGAUGACCAAAUAUGUAUUUUAAGAUUUGGCUCCUGGAUCUAUAGUGGAGACUGGAUGGAUUUUAUCAUAAGUAAUAAUGACACUCCGGUGGACUUAUCUUAUUAUAUGAAAAACAGUGAAUGGGAAUUACUAUCAAUCAAUCAACAGAAAAACAUCAGACGUCACUCAUGUUGUACUGAAACACACCCAGACUUGACGUUCAUGUUACACAUACGUCGUAAAACAUUUUACUACAUCUUUAAUAUUAUAGUACCGUGUACAAUGUUGUCUAUUCUAACUAUGUUGACAUUUUGGUUGCCCCCUACAUCAGGUGAAAAGAUAACUCUUGGCUUGUCAGUUUUCUUAGCAUUCUCUAUGUUUAUGUUGCUGAUAGCUGAAGAAGUUCCUGCAACUUCAGAAGCUGUUCCACUGAUAGGUAUUUAUCUUUGUGUAGUGAUGACAAUGACGUCAGUGUCAGUCAUUGUCGCAGUAUUGGUGAUUAACAUCUAUAAUCGGGGUAUGAAGACAAGACGAGCUCCAAACUGGUUAAGAAAGUUAACAUUAGUAUGGUUAUCUAAAGCUAUUAGUAUGCAUCAUGAUAUAGAACUGGUGGCUAAAAGUGUUAAUCUGGAUCUGUUUAUGUUUGGUUCACUAAGGAGACCAAGCAUGAUGACACCUAGGUGUUCUCUAAAACCAGAAACAGAAUUUAUAGUCAAACAGAAUAACAAUUCUGAGGAUUAUUUAAAUGAUGACAACACAAAUGGUGGACUGGGAACUGAUCAAAAAGACACAAAUGUGAAUACCACCACUGUUCCUUGUAGAUCAUCUUAUAAUCCAUCCGAGAAAGUGUGGUAUCGUCAUGAAGAACUGGAAGCUUUGAAAAAGGCUGAACAAGAAAAUGGUAAUAGCAGUCACACAGGUAAUGACAAAAAGGUCACUACAUCCUCCGAGACUGACGCUACCAAGCCGUUAUUGGUGGAAAAUGAGACCAGCAAAAACAAGUUACUCCAGCUCCCCUAUUCAACUGCACAAGAUAUCAGUCUUAUGACAGAUAUUCAUAAGAAAAAGGUCAUUAUUGCAGAGUGGCAAAGAAUUGCGGCUGUAGUAGAUAGAGUAUUGUUUAUAUUUUUUCUGGUUGCCACAAUAAUGGCCUACUUGGUUCUGCUGGUAAUACUGCCAGCUCAACAUUACACAACACAGAAAGAUACAUUAUCAGAGGCCAUACUGCAAAAUAUAGCAGAUGAUGUAUAAGAUCAAUCAACCUAGGAGAGAUAUUACAUUCUGCCAUGAACAAUAAUGUAUAAAUAUUUGUUUUGCUUUAGCAUUGAGCAUAUGAUGUUGAAAAUAAAGUUAAAAAUGUCUUCCAUUUGUAGCAUUUAUAGAGAUAUUGCUAAAUAUUACAACUGUGUUUAACAAUGUAAUCUGUCAUAAAGACAAAAGCUGUCAAUGUUCCUAUAAUUGUAUGUGGAAUGUUGUAUAUACUUAUUCCAACCAGAGUUUAUUCUCGAGAUAGAUUUAAAUUUGUACAGGCCAGCAACUGGAUAAUUGAGGCAACUUGCAGCGUACGCAGAUGAUAUUUUAUUAUUUUUUUACAUUGUAGAGUGAAAUAUUAAUUAAUAUCUCAAUGCCACUAAAUUUGGCAAUUCACCUUGAAAGAUGCAUUAAGUAAGAGCUAAAUCUGCCUAUUUUGGGGUUUCAAAUGUUAUAUAAAUUAUUAUUUAGACAUUUAUUCACAUGAAAAGCCCAUAAUCAAUUCUCUAGCCCAUCGGAUGUCUAAGAUACAAAGUGGAUUAGACAAUGUCUGCAAUAUCUUCAUUAAAAGUUAAAAUGAAUAAUCAACAAGACUAUAUCCAUUAUCAUAGCAAUAGUACAUGUACUUGACUUUCAAAACUAUUAAGGCUAAGAAUAAUUUGACAGAAAUUUAAACUAUUAAAGCAAGGACGGACACCUCUUUAUCUAAUUUUUAAUGCAUCUUUAAGGUUUCAGACUGACAUGUAUGAUUUUUGUUAAAAAUUUAUUUCAACAUAUAUUUAAGAUGUUGGGGGACCAGGGAUUAAUAGAAUGGUCAUAAUGCCUAGCUUUUAUUUAUAUAUUGUUAUUUUACAUAAAAUACAUUAAUUUACUCUAAGUUUAUUAUCUGUUCAUCUGUUAUUAAAUAUAUGACAAUCUUAGAUACUGGAUAUUCAAUAAAAUAGUUAAACUGGAUCUCAACGUCUAUACUGAUUUACUUUAGAAGGAUUUGAAAUAAAGUUCUUGUUUGUUGUUA
Patella vulgata (common limpet) is the source of this 2906-nucleotide messenger RNA. RefSeq names its product neuronal acetylcholine receptor subunit alpha-10. Gene Ontology annotation, cellular component: neuron projection; synapse; postsynaptic membrane. Gene Ontology annotation, biological process: chemical synaptic transmission; regulation of membrane potential; nervous system process. The record is from RefSeq and is a predicted model, not a curated record. Gene Ontology annotation, molecular function: transmembrane signaling receptor activity; acetylcholine-gated monoatomic cation-selective channel activity. NCBI's taxonomy places the organism in Eukaryota, Metazoa, Mollusca, Gastropoda, Patellidae. The coding region runs from base 167 to 1891 and encodes 574 amino acids. The transcript has 7 exons.